Cryptomeria japonica (Japanese cedar) is the source of this 660-nucleotide messenger RNA. Its product is annotated as serine/arginine-rich SC35-like splicing factor SCL28. Gene Ontology annotation, molecular function: RNA binding. The record is from RefSeq and is a predicted model, not a curated record. Lineage: Eukaryota; Viridiplantae; Streptophyta; Pinopsida; Cupressales; Cupressaceae. Bases 173 to 490 code for a protein of 105 amino acids. The transcript is spliced from 3 exons.
UACGGACCAGAGACAGAGUUGCCACGUAACCGAAUGAAAUCAAUGACAUGUUUGUCGACCAAAAAAAUGGUUUCGGGUCCUCUUUACAAGUAGAAAUAAGAGAGAGGGAAGUGGGCUUCAUAGCUUGACGCCUAUCACAGAGGAAGAGAGGAAGAAGAGAAGAGAAGAGAAGAUGAAGAGCAGCGGACAUCCCAAGCUCAAACGAAGAACGCCCAGCCCACCACCUUCUUCUCGGCGGGAGAGAGAGAGGGGAGAACACUCCGAGAGGCGACACGCUGAGGAGGAUGCCAACGCUUUCCCUACAACUUUGCUCGUUAGAAACCUCUCUCAUGAAACAAGGUCAGAAGAUAUUUACAAUGCAUUCGAGGGUUUUGGACUUGUGAAUGAUGUAUAUAUUCCAACAAAUUAUCAUACAAGGUACAUGACAGAUAAAGGAUUCAUUAUUUUUACAUUAAAGAGUGCAGCUGGCAUUGUAAAAACACUAGGAUAGUCAUUAAAACAGUCGGACAGUGUUAAUGUUUAUGGCAUUUGUUUCAACUUCCAUUACUAGCUUUCUGGUUUGAGUAAGGGCAGUGGCGACCUGAAAUAAGACUCAAUUGAAGGCAAAUAGGUGUUGUAGAGGAGGGGAAGACAUAACUUUUAGAUAGGUAAGUAAAAAAC